This is a messenger RNA of Racocetra persica, 287 nucleotides long. The record is from the annotation of a GenBank genome assembly. NCBI's taxonomy places the organism in Eukaryota, Fungi, Glomeromycota, Glomeromycetes, Diversisporales, Gigasporaceae.
AUGAAAUUUCUGUUGAAUAUAAAACAAUUAAUGUUUUUCAACAACAAAUAGAAGAUUUGAUUAAAGAAAAUGAUGAAUUAAAAACAAAAAAUGAGAAAUUAACUGAAGCAGCAGAACAAAUUAAGAAUUUGAUUAAAGAAAAUAAUAAAUUAAAAACAAAAAAUGAGGAAUUAACUGAAGCAGCAAAACAAAUUAAGAAUUUGAUUAAAGAAAAUAAUGAAUUAAAACAAAAAAAUAAAGAAUUAUCAAAAUUAAAUCAAAGAUUAGAAAAAAUAAAUGAUGCGUAA